AUGUCUGCUCCAAACCCUAAGGCUUUCCCAUUGGCUGACUCCAGUUUAUCUCAACAAAUCUUAGAUGUUGUUCAACAAGCUCAAGGUUUGAGACAAUUGAAGAAAGGUGCUAACGAAGCCACCAAGACUUUGAACAGAGGUAUCUCUGAAUUCAUUAUUAUGGCUGCUGACACUGAACCAAUUGAAAUCUUGUUACACUUGCCAUUGUUGUGUGAAGAUAAGAAUGUUCCUUAUGUUUUCGUCCCAUCCAAGGCUGCUUUAGGUAGAGCUUGUGGUGUUUCCAGACCAGUCAUUGCUGCUUCUGUCACCACCAACGAUGCUUCUACUAUCAAGAACCAAGUUUACGCUAUUAAGGAUAAGAUUGAAACCUUAUUGAUUUAA
Molecule: messenger RNA, 381 nt
Organism: Lizanozyma spartinae
Lineage: Eukaryota; Fungi; Ascomycota; Pichiomycetes; Serinales; Debaryomycetaceae
Gene: SNU13
Product: RNA binding protein
Exons: 1
Coding region: 1-381 (126 amino acids)
Biological process (GO): maturation of SSU-rRNA; mRNA splicing, via spliceosome; ribosome biogenesis
Cellular component (GO): box C/D methylation guide snoRNP complex; U4/U6 x U5 tri-snRNP complex; nucleolus
Molecular function (GO): RNA binding
Source: RefSeq, a predicted model, not a curated record